AUAACUUAAGUCAGAAAUGCGCAAAGCAACCGGCGCUUGGUCUGAGCUUACGCGACUUUAAAGUUAAUACAAGAAAUACUUCCUUUAGUCAAUAUGAGAAUUCAGUUGAGUUUUAUUUCUUUUUUUAUUUUCGUAAUUCAUGUAAACUCCUUACACUACGAUCAGAGUCAAUCAGGAGAUUUGAAUGUUCAAGUUGAUUUAAAAGAUUUACAAAUAAUAGCUCUCAUGAAAGGUGGAAAAGAAGAAUAUGUGGAUUAUGACUACGCGUACGAUUAUUCCGAAAUGACAAUAAAACCGCAAAACCGGACUACACCAAGACCGUUUAAUGCUUCAAUUACUGUACUUGAACCGGUCGGCACGAGGGAUAAUAAGACAACAACGCCUCAACAUGAAGUAACAACGAAUUUGCCAAUUAAGACACAAAAUACUGCAGUUCCAGAUAUAACAGAGUCGACAAUGGCCAUAAACGAUUAUAUAACCACUGUCAGUAAUAAUGCCGACUCUAUGAAUGUAUCUACAGGAUCUAUUAAUAAAAACGACACUGAUGAUUCGAAUUCUCAAAAAUGCAAGAGGGGGUUUGUUUUAAAUCGCAAUGGUGACUGCGAGCUUAAGUUACACGGCUCAGGGAAUGCGUUACUGAAACUAGUUAAGCUGUCACAGAAGUUGAAGCUGCGACGGGAAAACAAAACUGACUAAAAUAUAUUAUGUACUUUUAUUAUUAAUUUUAUUGUUAGUUGGUUAAAUUUAAACUAAUAAAGAGUCUGAUAACUACACAA
Leptidea sinapis is the source of this 776-nucleotide messenger RNA. RefSeq lists its product as uncharacterized. Lineage: Eukaryota; Metazoa; Arthropoda; Insecta; Lepidoptera; Pieridae. The transcript has 3 exons. The record is from RefSeq and is a predicted model, not a curated record. The coding region runs from base 94 to 696 and encodes 200 amino acids.